AUGAAUAGAAACAUCUGGAGCGUGCUUCUAAUAAUUGUAGUUAUAAAUUUUUUACUGAUCACGGGUAGAACGACGGACCAAAGGAACAACGGCAAAAAUGGACCAGCGAACAACGAAAAAAAAGAACACAGCUGUUGUUCGAAAAAAGACUCAACUGAGAACCUCGAGGGAAAAAAGAAGGAUGACGAUAUUUCAGGGGAUGGCGAGACUUUAGAGGAUAACAACAUUUCAAAGGAUGAUAGGAACUCAAAGAAUAAUGGAGAGUGCACACCUUCCUUACACGUAGAAUGUGCUCACAACUGCAGCAAAAAAAAACUGGCCUUUAUUUAUGAUUGCUGGGACAAUUUCAAAUUGUAUAGAAACAUAAUUGAACAGUACAUGAGGGGCCAGGGGGAAAAUAACUUCCAACUGCAAGGAACUGGCGAUGAAAAUAGCGACCACGAUGGCGCUGGAAGUAUCAACGGCCAUAACAUGGCCAUGCCGAUGCCCAUGUCAUUUCAGCUUUCAACGCAUACGAUUAUUUUGUUUAAAUUCUGGGAAACCAAAACGGAAGCGUCCUACUACAUAUCUCUUGUCAUAUGCCUACUUUUCGGCGUACUCUCAGUUCUACUGAAGGUGGUCCGACUGCAAGUGGAACAAACCCUGCCUAAAACCAAAGACACCAACAUAAUGAGGAGUGGAAUUCUUUUUAAAAACAAUUUAACCAGAUCUGCGCUAUCAUUCAUCAUUUAUUCAUGGGACUACUUAUUAAUGCUAAUUGUUAUGACUUUCAAUGUGGGCUUAUUCGUCGCUGUGGUGGUGGGCCUAUCGAUUGGUUUCUUUUUAUUUGGACAUAAGUUUGUCACGUGUGGGAGUAAUUCCACGGACGGGUUGGAUGUCCACAAGGAAUUUCAUGGGGACCCCGCCUGUUGCGGGUGUUGA
This is a messenger RNA of Plasmodium knowlesi strain H, 921 nucleotides long. RefSeq names its product copper transporter, putative. The coding region runs from base 1 to 921 and encodes 306 amino acids. The transcript is spliced from 2 exons. The record is from RefSeq and is a predicted model, not a curated record. Gene Ontology annotation, cellular component: plasma membrane. Lineage: Eukaryota; Apicomplexa; Aconoidasida; Haemosporida; Plasmodiidae. Gene Ontology annotation, molecular function: copper ion transmembrane transporter activity. Gene Ontology annotation, biological process: copper ion transmembrane transport; intracellular copper ion homeostasis.